Molecule: messenger RNA, 762 nt
Organism: Cordyceps militaris CM01
Lineage: Eukaryota; Fungi; Ascomycota; Sordariomycetes; Hypocreales; Cordycipitaceae
Product: Oxidoreductase-like protein
Exons: 1
Coding region: 1-762 (253 amino acids)
Cellular component (GO): mitochondrion
Source: RefSeq, a predicted model, not a curated record
AUGUUGGCGCCCUCGCGAUUCGCGCCGAGGGUGUGUCGGCUCUGUCGCCGCGUUUCUUCUCCCUCUGCCCGGCGAGCAUUUUCCUCGGCCACGACGCCGACGCCGCCGCCGGGGGAGCCUACCUGGCCACAGCGCCAACCGCGCGGCGAGUACUACGACAUUCUCCUGCGCGAUCCCACGCCGUACGGCGCGAGCAUCAACAAGUCCGACGACGCGAGCCCUUUACCGUCCUCCCCCGCUGCAGGCAGCCGGCCCGCCAAGACGUACGAGACCAUUUCCUCGCGCACCGCCUACUCCGACUCCAACAGCAGCACCGCGGCCGCCGACCGCGCGCGCGUCAUCUUUGGCUCGCGGCUGCUCGGUCCCGCUGAGCGCGCCGAGCGCGCGGCCGGGCGGCAAGCGCGGGCGACCAUGGUCGCGGGCGUGCGCGUGCCCCCGCGGCCCGAGGAGCCGGACAACUGCUGCAUGAGCGGGUGCGUCAACUGCGUGUGGGACCUGUUCCGCGAGGACAUGGAGGAGUGGACGCUGCAGUCCAACGAGGCCAAGAAGCGUCUGGCCGCCGCCGCCGCCGCCGCUGCUGGUGCUGCUCCGCCGGGCGAAGCCGAUGGGAAGACGCCGCCGGCGGUGGGCGAUGCCACGAUUGCCAAGGACAUGUGGACAGACGACCUCUUCCAGAACGUGCCCGUGGGGAUCCGCGAAUUCAUGAAGCAGGAGAAGCGGUUAAAGGAAAAGCAUCAGCGCGAGGGGACGAGCGGAGGUUAA